This is a messenger RNA of Zea mays, 842 nucleotides long. Its product is annotated as ferredoxin--NADP reductase, leaf isozyme 1, chloroplastic. Lineage: Eukaryota; Viridiplantae; Streptophyta; Magnoliopsida; Poales; Poaceae. Bases 1 to 744 code for a protein of 247 amino acids. The record is from RefSeq and is a predicted model, not a curated record. The transcript has 6 exons. Gene Ontology annotation, molecular function: oxidoreductase activity.
AUGCCCAGGCUCUCACUCACCGUCACUGACGCCGUCGCUGCCAUGCCCUUUGCGCUUCGGCUUGGUGGUUCCCCAGCGCUCCGCCUGGGCUCGCAGUCCCCAUCGUGGCUGCGCUUUGGCGGCAGGGACGGGGCGCGAAAGGCGCUGUUCUGCUCCACCGAGGACACCAGGCGGUGUGGCUCGGACGAUGAUGCGGAGGCGGAGGAGGGUGAUCUGCAGCCAGGUGAUAACGUCCAGAUAACAGGACCGGUCGGCAAAGAAAUGUUGAUGCCCAAAGACCCCAACGCUACCAUUAUAAUGCUUGCCACCGGUACAGGUAUCGCUCCGUUCCGAUCGUUCCUGUGGAAGAUGUUCUUUGAGAAGCAUGACGAGUACAAGUUCAAAGGUCUGGGCUGGCUCUUCCUGGGUGUUCCAACGAGCAGCUCGUUGCUCUACAAGGAGGAGUUCAGGAAGAUGAAGGAGAGAGCACCGGAGAACUUCCGGGUCGACUACGCCAUCAGCCGGGAGCAGACGAACGCGGCGGGGGAGAGGAUGUACAUCCAGACCCGGAUGGCGGAGUACAAAGAGGAAUUGUGGGAGCUCUUGAAGAAGGACAACACCUACGUCUACAUGUGUGGGUUGAAAGGCAUGGAGAACGGUAUCGAUGACAUUAUGGUGUCACUGGCUGAAAAAGACGGAAUCGACUGGUUCGACUACAAGAAGCAGCUGAAAAGGGGAGAUCAAUGGAAUGUGGAGGUCUACUAACCGCUGAAUUUUGCAGCUAACAUUUUGUGUUGUGCGUAUCUGUAAGUGAGGCCAGGGUGUACUGCGUAUAUAAUGUAGAUAGUGAGUGUGUUCUGCGU